This is a messenger RNA of Tripterygium wilfordii, 1699 nucleotides long. RefSeq names its product abscisic acid 8'-hydroxylase 4. Gene Ontology annotation, molecular function: oxidoreductase activity, acting on paired donors, with incorporation or reduction of molecular oxygen; monooxygenase activity; iron ion binding. Gene Ontology annotation, biological process: sterol metabolic process; multicellular organism development; brassinosteroid homeostasis. The record is from RefSeq and is a predicted model, not a curated record. Bases 111 to 1454 code for a protein of 447 amino acids. The transcript has 9 exons. NCBI's taxonomy places the organism in Eukaryota, Viridiplantae, Streptophyta, Magnoliopsida, Celastrales, Celastraceae.
GAAUAUUUUCUGUCACAGCAAAAACUUAUUUAAAGGACACUAAUCAUAUAUUAUGUCAAGUAACAUUGUGCAUCAUAGACAAAACCCAAAAGGGAAAAAAAAAAAAAACGAUGCUUCUUCUACUAGUUCUUGUUCUUUGUUCUUCACUAUUUUUAAUAUACCAAAUACUGAAUAGGCAAAAGCAUCUCGAUCAAAAUUCGACGGCCAAUAUUCCUCCAGGCAGUCGCGGAUUGCCGUUGAUCGGCGAGACCAUUCAGUUCAUCAGAGCCGUUAACAGCAACAAAGGUUUCUACGACUUCGUCAGAAAUCGUCACAUUAGGUACGGGAAUUGUUUCAAGACCAGAAUAUUCGGCGAGACUCAUGUUUUUCUAUCGAGCACGGAGUCCGCGAAGGCGAUUUUGAACAACGAAUCAGGAAAAUUCACGAAGAAAUACAUCAAAUCGAUUGGGGAGCUAGUCGGAGAUCGAAGCUUACUCUGUGCGUCUCCUCAUCAUCACAAGCUCAUCCGCGGCCGUCUCGCGAAUCUGUUCUCGACGAGUUCGGUUUCAGGUUUUAUCAGACAAUUUGACGAAUCGAUCAUCAAGACUCUCGGUGAAUGGGAGAACGAGGGCACUGUGAUCGUACUGGAUCAAGCACUCGAGAUAACAUUCAGAGCAAUGUGCAAAAUGCUGAUGAGUUUAGAGAGUGAGGAUGAAGUGGUAGAGAUGUUGAAGGAAGAUGUUGCUUCUAUUUGUAAAGCCAUGCUUGCAUUCCCUAUCAAGCUACCAUGGACUAGAUUCUAUAAGGGCCUUAAGGCGAGAAGACGAAUAAUCAACACACUGGGGAAGAUUAUGAGUGAAAGAAGAUGCUCACAAACGGAACGCGAAGAUUUUCUACAGUAUCUUUUAACAGAGGAUGAUAAGGCAUGUUCAGAUGGAAAUCCAAGCCUAAUGACCGACGCUGAGAUUCAAGAUAAUAUCUUGACAAUGAUAAUUGCAGGACAAGAUACAACGGCAAGUGCAAUCACAUGGAUGGUCAAGUAUCUAGGGGAGAAUCAGAAGGUUCUGAGCCUACUAAGGGAUGAGCAACUUCAAAUAGCUGAAAAGAAUCUAAACAAGUCAUUUCUUUCACUGGGAGAUCUAAAUGAGAUGCCAUAUGCUUCUAAGGUGGUUAAGGAGUCCUUGAGGAUGGCAUCAAUAGUGCCAUGGCUACCAAGAUCUGUACUCCAAGACUCCGAGAUUGAAGGAUUUAAAAUAAAGACAGGGUGGAACAUCGACAUUGAUGCUAGAUCGAUACACCUUGAUCCAAUGAUCUACAAGGAUCCUAAUAAGUUCAAUCCUUCAAGAUUUGAUGAUGAAGCCAAACCAUAUAGCUUCUUAGCUUUUGGCGUGGGACCAAGAACAUGCCUGGGCAUAAACAUGGCUAGAGCCAUGAUGUUAGUGUUUCUCCACCGUCUUGUCACCACAUUCAAGUGAGUGGGAAGUGAUGGACUCAGACUCAAGUGUUGAGAAAUGGGCGCUUUUUGCAAGAUUAAAGAGUGGGUGUCCUGUGUAUGUGAGAAGAAUUGAUGGGUGAUUGUAAUGACUAGUUAAACAACUUGUGUACUAACAACGUGAUGCAUGUAACAUAUAUACUAUUGUAAUAUGUGCAUUUUAUUUCAUAGUAUGUGGGUCUACAUAGUCUUGGAGAUCUUGGAAUAUAUACAUAUAUAUUUUGGUAA